This is a messenger RNA of Myripristis murdjan (pinecone soldierfish), 1166 nucleotides long. RefSeq names its product formin-like protein 3. Bases 227 to 640 code for a protein of 137 amino acids. The record is from RefSeq and is a predicted model, not a curated record. Lineage: Eukaryota; Metazoa; Chordata; Actinopteri; Holocentriformes; Holocentridae. The transcript is spliced from 4 exons.
CGAGUGGCGUGUUACGAAUGGGUCAAGUUCAAAUACAGUGGUUUACAGCGUAUUAUUAAUGGUUUUAUUUAUUUUUUAUUUUUUUUUUACGAAUGAAAGAAAAAUUGAAGUCAUUAUCUACAACGAGGCUGUGUAUUAGAGGAAAAAAAAAAACGUGUUUCCUGCAGUGAAGUUUGUUUGCAUCCCGUUUGUUGUUCGACUUUGAGUGACAACACGCGGCUGAAAAAUGGCUGCAGCUCCUCCUCCACCACCACCCCUUCCUCCACAGAAAGUAUCCCUGACUCCUAGGCGCUGCGAUCCACCAGUCCCUCAGCAUGCGGCCAUGCCCUACUUUUUUGAUGAGGACCACCCAGUCCAGGAGACAAGUCCUGCACUAGGCGCCCAAAAUGGCAUUCAGGCAGCAGCUGAUCCACAGGCGCAACCUCAAACCACCUCUCCACCUCCACUGCUCCCAGGACAAGCAGGCGGUCCCUCUGGUCCUGAGGACAAAAAGUGUCCCGUCCAGGAAACUGACCCAGCACCACAAGCUCAAAAUGGUUCACAGGUAAACCUUGUCCAGCUUCAAGGAGCUGCAGGGGCCGCAGGACAGAGGGCCGACAUGACGGUAAACACUCUGAUGGACCAGGCUGGAGAGGACUGACGGACCUGAGACGUGUUACUUGACAAUUGUCUCAAUGUAACUUGGUACAUUGAGGUACUUAAUAUUGUGCACUGGGUGUAUACCUUAAUUACUCUCUCAUUAAGGAUGCUUUUGAGAAUCUAUCUGUCUAUCUAUCUAUGUGUCUGUCUGUCCUUCUAUCUAUAAUUUACAUAUUUAUAUGUAUUUGGUCAGUUGCAAUUUUUAGAAGUCAUUGCACAUCAAGAAUUUUAAAAUGCAAAUACCAAAUUAAUACCAAGUAUAGCAUGGAGAUGGCUUUCUCCCAUUGAAAAUAAUUAUGUGUAUGAAAUUAUUGUAAUUCUUUUUAAUUUAAAAAAAAAAAAAAGGGAGAAAUAGCUUUAUAUGCUUAGGACCAAACACUAGUGCAUCACUUUAGAAAACGAUGCAAUAUUUGGCAAUAGGAUGCUUUAAAAUGCUGUUGUGUGAUGGCCCACAUAACAUUAUUUUUCUCAACUUUGUAUACUUGAUAUUUGAUGCACUUUGAGACCAAAUGAAAUUUUUGGUACUA